Saccostrea cuccullata (small rock oyster) is the source of this 909-nucleotide messenger RNA. Its product is annotated as myb/SANT-like DNA-binding domain-containing protein 4. Gene Ontology annotation, cellular component: nucleus. The record is from RefSeq and is a predicted model, not a curated record. NCBI's taxonomy places the organism in Eukaryota, Metazoa, Mollusca, Bivalvia, Ostreida, Ostreidae. The coding region runs from base 97 to 846 and encodes 249 amino acids. The transcript is spliced from 5 exons.
UUUUGAACGUCAGAUAAGCGGCCUUACACCUUACUUCCGGUUAUAGUAUCCAAUGUAAAUAAUCGUCUGCAACACCACAAAGCGCCAAAAAUUAAAAUGGAAGAGAAGACGUAUAAGACACCCCGCCGGCCCAAUUGGACAGAAAAAGAAAGGAUCGUCUUGGUUGAGGCGAUCCGUCAACGUGAGGACCGCCUCUUUGGGAAGAUGAAGGGGCCGGGGGGUGUCAGAAACGUAAAAAUCAAAGAGGGGGCUUGGGAGGAGGUCGCAGAGGCGGUGAAUGCAAACUCUGAUACAACUCAACGCACGGUGGAACAGAUCAGGAAAAAAUAUGCCAACAUAAAGCAAAGAGCAAAAGAGAAGUCUGAUGCCAUCAGAAGACCAAUUACAGGCGGUGGCCCCAAACCUCCCUCCCUAACCCCUGUAAAAGCUGAGCUACUAAGCCACCUUGAAGACAGGCCAACCCUAUGUGGCCUGUCCACUGGACACGACACGGAGGAAGUAAAUUUAACAGUUGUACCAGAGGAAAUGCAUACCAUGACAAAUGACUGCACAUCUUCAACAAGUGCAAGUGGUACAGGUGUAUCAGCCAUCUACGAGAUACAGAAUGAUGCAACCCAGCUGGGUGUUGUAAAUUUGGAAUUUCCUCCUUCAUUCUCUUCGGUAAAGACAUCCAAAAGAAGGAAGACUAUGGAAGAGGAUGAAAUCCUGACAUUAAGGGCAGAAAGAGAGAAAUACAUUCAGGAAAGCAAGAAGUUUAAAGAAGAAGCUGAGUUUUAUCGAGUCAAAACCAUGUACUUAAAAAUGAAAAUAAGAGAAUUGCAUGCUGGAAAAGAUUCUGAAAUGUAAUUAAGUUAAUUUCAUCAGUCUUUCAUUAAAAAAAAAUAAUAGUCUUGUUUCCUGCUACCUGAC